Nymphaea colorata (pocket water lily) is the source of this 1996-nucleotide messenger RNA. RefSeq names its product zinc finger CCCH domain-containing protein 8-like. The record is from RefSeq and is a predicted model, not a curated record. Gene Ontology annotation, molecular function: mRNA binding; metal ion binding. The transcript is spliced from 12 exons. Lineage: Eukaryota; Viridiplantae; Streptophyta; Magnoliopsida; Nymphaeales; Nymphaeaceae. Bases 246 to 1829 code for a protein of 527 amino acids.
CGCCGGAAAGCACGUUCGAGUCCGGAGCGUCCGAAGCAGAGCUCUCUUCUAGGGCGGGCUAGGGUUAGGGUUUACUUAGGCCGACUGCUUUGGUCGGGGGAGUCUCUUUCUUCCCUCCCGUUCUUCAUCCCUCCUGGCGAUCUUGCUUUUGGUCCAUCGAAUAUAGGGUUCUCUGCAUUCUCGACCCGCCGUCGGAUUUUCUUUCCGUUCUCGAUUUUGUUCAAGUUUCUUAGAGUUUCGCGGGAAUGUCGAGUCAUCUCUAUGGCGGGUACGGAGGAUCCGAGCUCUCCUCUCUCUACUCUUCCCGGCUAACGGGAAACAGCUCGAUCGGGGAUUCAUACCCGGACUCCCUUCUGACGGCGUCCCGCUACCUCUCGUCCGACCAUCUCCUUUCUUCGGAUUCGAGGUACUCUGUUUUGGAGAAGGGGUCGUUGUAUUCCGAUGGGUUGAAGUAUUCUAGUAGCGAGAUUCCCGGGAUUAGCAGCUAUUCAACGAGGCCGCUCACUCCGUCGCUGUAUUCGCAGUCGGCCUGGAGUGCGUUGGAUAGUCAUAACUCGUUGCCGCCUGCCGGGUUGGAGGCAUCGGCUGUUGGAUUGAAGCGACAGAGUGAAGCUUUGUACCACCAGACUUUAUUGGGCACUCAUAACAGUAUUGCACAAAGUGAAGCAAUGUUUUCAACAAAUCCUUUGACCAAGCGCCCUAGAUUUGAAAGUGCAAGCAGUCUUCCUAUUUAUCCCCAGCGUCCAGGAGAGAAGGAUUGUGCACAUUAUAUGUUGACCAGGACCUGUAAGUUUGGAGAUAAAUGCAAGUUCGAUCAUCCUCUUUGGGUUCCUGAGGGUGGGAUCCCAGACUGGAAAGAGAUCCCAUUUAUUCCUAGCGAGUCACUGCCAGACAGGCCUGGAGAACCUGAUUGUCCUUACUUUUUGAAGACACAAAAAUGCAAGUAUGGACUGAGAUGCAAGUUCAAUCAUCCAAAAGAUAAAUUGGAAAACCCGAUGUCAAAUGUUGAGGCAGAUGACACGUCAUUAUUGCCAGAAAGGCCAUCUGAGCCAGCUUGUGCGUACUAUAUGAAGACCGGAAACUGUAAAUUUGGGGCUACAUGCAAGUUUCAUCAUCCAAAAGAUCAUGUUGUACCUGCUGUUGAUGGUAAUCUGGAAAAGACUGAUGCAGCUGCUCCACUAACAGUUGAUUCAACCGAGAAGGCAGAUAAGCUGUUUAUCCCUGUCGCUCCUGCUGUUCUGCACAAUUCAAAGGGUCUGCCAGUACGACCGGGUGAAGUAGAUUGCUCAUUCUACCUCAAGACUGGGAGUUGCAAAUAUGGUGCAACAUGUCGUUUUAAUCAUCCUGAUAGAAAUGCCAUCAAUCCUCCAGCAGCCACUCUCACCCAAGCAGUUAUCAGCUCUCCAGCAUUGGGAAUUUUGAAUCCAGUUGCUGCUGCUUUGCCUCAAGCAACCAUUAAUCCCUGGUUGGCUCAAUCAGCGGUGACUCCUAUUUAUCCGCAGAGGCCUGGACAGUUAGAAUGUGAUUAUUACAUGAAAACCGGGGAGUGCAAGUUUGGGGAGAGGUGUAAAUACCAUCACCCUAUCGAUAGGACCGCAACAUCUGUUCCAGCAGUUAAAUCUGCUCAGUCAUCCGUGAAGCUGACGCUUGCAGGGCUUCCAAGAAGAGAGGGUGAAACUGCAUGCGCUUUCUACAUGAAAACUGGAACCUGCAAAUUUGGUGUAACGUGCAGGUUCGAUCAUCCACCUCCUGGGGAGGCCGUCGCAAAGGCUGUCGCCACUAAAGGAGUGGGUGAAGAUAAAUCCUCUGAUGCUGACGAAGAGGAAUGAAGGGUUAAAGAGGAGGAUGACUAGGGCGUUCGGGAGAGCCCGUCUUAGGUUGUAGAUGUUGCAGAAAUGUUUUAUGUUUCCUUGUUCCAAUGACCCUGAGCUUUCCGCAGGAGUGGUUUGGCAGUAUGUUCUACUUUUAUUCAAUAUAAAACAAUGUUUUACUGCUC